UAUACAACUCAUCUCCAGUUUUGGCUUUUUAUCUUUUUGGUGCUGUUGGUCCACUCUUCCAUCUUCUGUGCUGCUGCUUCCUACCUGUGUGGCAAAGGGCCUCUUUUCAGUGCGCAUGUGACUCCGGAUGGCAUUCGGGAGGUCUGAAACAAUCCGUCAAAGAAGAGGAAUCCCAAAGAACUUACAGAGAACCAGGAGUUCCUGACAUACUUCUGUGCCACCCUGAUUCCCUGCUAGUGUGAAAGUUGGUGUUGUAGUGGUGCCUACCUGCUAACCCCCAUACUUGAAAACAUGUGAGGGGUUCCCCUGUCCUGUACUUUUCUUGGCCCCUUUGUGGGUGAGUUGCUGCUAAGGCCAAGGUGCUGGCCAUCAUGAUGUUCCGGGACCAGGUGGGCAUCCUUGCUGGCUGGUUCAAAGGCUGGAACGAGUGUGAGCAGACAGUAGCCCUGCUGUCCCUCCUCAAGCGUAUCUCUCGCACCCAAGCCCGCUUUCUGCAGCUAUGCCUGGAGCACUCGCUGGCAGACUGCACAGAGGUCCAUGUUCUGGAGUCUGAAGCUAACAGCGCAGCCAUCAUCAGUCAGUGGCACCAAGAGCCAAAAGACAAAGUCGUCUCCUUGCUCCUGUCCCAUCUGCCCCUUCUCCAGCCUGGCAACACAGAUGCCAAGUCAGAAUACAUGAAGCUUUUGCAAAAGGUGCUGGCUUACUCUAUUGAGAGCAACCUCUUCAUAGAAGAAAGCAGGCAGCUCCUGUCCUAUGCCCUCAUUCAUCCAGCCACCACGCUGGACGACCGCAGUUCCCUGGCACUUUGGCUCAACCAUCUUGAGGAGCGCCUUUCCAGCGGCUAUCCCAGCCAAGGCAGGGGACGACCAGACACAGCCUACCACUCACGCCAAGGCUCAGAUGACUGGCAAGGUCCGGUGGAGACGGGCCUUGGAGAUCUGGGACACAGCUGGCAGGAGAAGACACCACGGGAAAAUGGGCACAUGUCCUUCCAUCCUUCUGGCUCAGUGUCCUCGGCAAUCAAUAGUAUUGGGAGCAACACGAGCAACACAGCUCUUCCUUGCCAAAUCCACCCCAGCCCGCUGAAGCGCUCCAUGUCGCUCAUCCCCACGGGCCAGCAGGUCUCCAGCGAGUGGAUGAACGUGGAUGAGAUGGGUGCCAGGCCAGCCUUCAUCUCCAGUGGGGAGCACGCGCCCCUCUCUCCCCAGAGCAGCGUGGCUUCCUCAGGCAGCGAGCAGACGGAGGAACAGCCCGGCAGUCGUAACACCUUUCAGGAGGACGGCAGCGGCAUGAAAGAUGUUCCCUCAUGGCUGAAGAGCCUCCGUCUCCACAAAUAUGCAGCCCUUUUCUCCCAAAUGACUUACGAAGAGAUGAUGACUCUCACGGAGCAGCAUCUGGAAUCGCAGAACGUGACCAAAGGAGCAAGGCACAAAAUUGCCUUAAGUAUCCAAAAGCUGCGGGAAAGGCAGAGCGUCCUGAAGUCCUUGGAGAAGGACAUUCUGGAAGGUGGGAACUUGUGGAAUGCUCUCCAGGAACUGCAGCAGAUCAUCACCACACCCAUCAAAGCCUUCCAUGCUCUGCAGGCCGCGGCAGCAUCCAAGGAAGCCGCUGAGCCACGUGGAGGUCCCACGCUGGGCUUGGAGAAAAGCAGCAACAGCACCGAGGACAAGGAAGCCACCGAUGACCCCUUCCCACCCCCAACAGGCUCUCCAUGCGAUGGAGAAUCCGGAGCAGCGCCUAUCGCUGAAGGGGACAUUGCCGGGCAGUUCACUCGCGUGAUGGGUAAAGUGUGUACGCAAUUGCUAGUCUCCCGGCCAGAUGAGGAGAACAUCACUAGUUACCUCCAAUUGAUAGAAAAGUGCUUGAUGCACGAGGCCUUCACAGAGACCCAGAAAAAGAGGCUGUUGUCUUGGAAGCAGCAAGUACUGAAGUUGCUCCGUACCUUCCCAAGGAAGGCUGUGCUGGACAUGCAAGGCUAUCGCCCCCAGAAGGGAUGGGCCUUUGGUUCUAACUCUCUCCCCAUAGCUGGAUCUGUGGGGGUGGGAGUGGCCCGCCGAGGACAGAGGCAGUUCCAGAUGCCCCCCCGUGCUAUCCCCCCAAGCCGCAUGGGGAUCCUUAGUCCCGUGGGGAUUGGUGGAGUCUCUCCGCGGCACGGACUGGCCAGCCCAAAUCUGGGGAGCCAAGGUCGGCAGAAUCUGUGGUUUGCCAAUCCCGGUGGCAGCAACAGCAUGCCUGGCCAGAAUCGCAGCUCAGUCCAGCGGACCCAUUCGCUGCCCGUUCACACCUCCCCUCAGGCUAUCCUCAUGUUCCCACAGGAUUGCCAGCUCCCUGGAACGGAUCUGGAGAUCAACCCCACAUUGGAGUCACUGUGCCUGAGCAUGACGGAGCACGCGCUGGGCGAUGGCACCGACAAGACCUCCACCAUUUGAAAAAGCUGGAUCUGCUGGCAUUCCUGAGAAGCUUUAGGAUGGCUGUUUAUUUUUCUCCUCCCACUCCUUUUUUUUUUUUAACCCCUUCCCCCAGGGGUAUGUUGCUAUGGGGGUAGGUGAAUCAUUUUUUUUCCCUCUGACCUCCAAACCUUCUCCAGCAUUCCUUAGCAGCCAGAGGGAUAGGGGAGAAAAAGCUGUCACUACAAUCUUACCAUCUUAUUGUGUUCUAAUAUUUUUCUAUUUUUUAUUAUUCUUAUAACUUCAGAUAUUGGUUUAAUAUUUUGAUGUACAUGGGAGUUGGCAGUCUCCCCAAUUUAACUUACAAAGGCAGACGCCUAAAUUAGGCCAUAUAUACCGUAAUUCCUUUUCCAAUCUGGUUUCCCUCUCUUCUCCUCCAGCAGCCACCUCCUCCCCAUCUAUCUCCCUCCCUCCCUCCCUCCGGCCUAAGAAAGGAACAGGGAGUGAAAUCCAAGGUGACCCCUUAGCAGAGUCAGACUCGCACUGAAGAACCCAUCAGCACCAGGAUUUGAGGGGGGCGAGAUGGGGUCAUCAGGGCAAACUGAGCAACUUCACUGGUAGUUUUUGGUCUCUGGCUUUGGAGGGGAAGUCAGAGGGAUAGGGAGGAGGACGAGGAGGAAAAGCAUGCAGCAGGUGACUCGUGAAAUUUUAAAAGUGCCUCUAAUACUUGCUUCUACCAAGAGUGGUGGGGGGGGGGACAAGGGAAUGGCACAGGAAGUGUGUGGGUGUCUAGUACACAAUUGGUGUUCAUUUUCUUUUAGUGCUAACGAAGCAAUGUCCAUGGGUGAUCUCUUUGAGGAACUGGACAGAGUAGCUGAUGAAGGUUUAAGAGGACCCUCUUAGCCAUCUCCCAGACGUGGGAAAUGUAUCACUAAUGUGGGAUUUUUAACCCCCUCAGUUACUGCCCCUGAGACUUUUUUUUUUUUUAAAUGGGGCAGUAUUAAGCCUAGUUCUGUUGAAGCAGUUCCAGUGGAUUGGGGGAUCACCAGUUUGAGUUUCAGAAGCCGAGUUCUCAGUUGAACUGAUUUGGGUUCCUGGUAUAGAUGCCAGAUUCUUUUCUCCCCCUGUAAUCGUGGAGGGGGCAGGGAGGGGGUAAGGGAUUGGGACAUCUAUGGAGAAUCUCCAAACAUCGGUCAUGAAUUUUCUCUAGUUCUUCAGUAGUUUGGGUUGGAUAAUUGUCUUCCUUUGUUGAAGGGCGAUGGGGAGAGCGUGAAGGUAGUCAGAGCAGACUGAUCAUAGCCAAACCCUGGUGACCUGGUGACAGGGACCAUUCCCACUACCCAGUUUCCUGGUACGUAGCAAGAACUAGGUUGAGGAGCAUGUGGGGCACAUGGGGUGAAUGAAUUUGGAAAGCAGGCUGGUGUCUCCUGGGGAAGAAGCAUUUGAUCGGAUGCUAGGAUGUAAGGUGAUCCAGGAACCAGGAUCAUCCCCGUUAAUUGAGGCUGGGAGGGGAGGAAAGACUUUGGACAUGCAUCCAGGUGGGCUAGAAGAUUUGGGUGAGGGUAGGGGGCAGGAAGCCCUGUUUCUGUGGGAUUGCAUUUUCCUGGACACUACAGGGGUUGAGGGCACUGGGGUGGGAGGCUUUCUUCACACAUCUUCUCCAGCCAGUCUGCACCGCCUUGUUUACGUUUUCCUAGUUUCGAAUAGCUUUACUGCAGAAGGGAGAGGAGGACGUUGCUACCACCCUGCCUCUCCCACUUUUCCAGAGGGGGCAGUCCCAGGAAAUGAAGGGGGGGGGCUUGUAUUUGGAAACAAAGACCGGCCUUGCUUUUUUAUAGCAGGACCAGGUAAGCAGGGUGAGACACCGAGCCCGGACUUCCAGGGUGAGUGUGGGUGUAGGGGCAAGGCAGGUUUGUCCAGUUGGGGGGGGGCUGGAGGGAGCCCGCCCGCCUGCCCCCCCAACUGCGCUUGGCGUGUCUGCUGCGGGUGGCGGCAUCUCUCCCCCACCCACACUCUUUGCAAGGAGGGGGGUGUUCCCCGUCCACCGGCGUCGGCCAGCUCUUAGGUACAGACGACCUCUCGCCGUCUUCCCUUUCUUCUUUCACACCCUCGAGAACUGUUUGAAGUAUAAAAGCCUUUUUCCAAAGUGUAUACCGAAGAGUAGCGUACAGAAAAACAAACCAGACAGAACUACUGUAUUUCUAAAAAGUAGAGAGACAAGGUUCCUGUUUGAAAUAGAAAUGUUAUUUUAGAUACAUUUUAUUAUGAAUAACUUUUGUUAUGACUAUGGCUGGUAACCAUGAAUACGUUAUUUAAAAAAAAACACACACAAAAUGUUUUACAAAAAAAAAAAUCAAAUUCUGACUUUAGACUGCUUUGUUGGACUCCUUUGCUGCUUUCCCCUUCUGGUUUUUUGCUUUGUAAAAGGCAUAUACAGAA
Python bivittatus (Burmese python) is the source of this 4826-nucleotide messenger RNA. The record is from RefSeq and is a predicted model, not a curated record. NCBI's taxonomy places the organism in Eukaryota, Metazoa, Chordata, Lepidosauria, Squamata, Pythonidae.